Molecule: messenger RNA, 780 nt
Organism: Syzygium oleosum
Lineage: Eukaryota; Viridiplantae; Streptophyta; Magnoliopsida; Myrtales; Myrtaceae
Exons: 2
Coding region: 420-650 (76 amino acids)
Biological process (GO): mitochondrial respiratory chain complex IV assembly
Cellular component (GO): mitochondrion
Source: RefSeq, a predicted model, not a curated record
UCCUCAAAGACAUUCAACUCGUAUCCACGUUUGAUCUUUCGGGUUAUCAUUGGAGUCGUUGUUUUAACCCCACCCUGGAUGCAGACAAUCUACUGUUCUGGGAGGAAUUCGUCCUCAUCAUUCAAUCUGUCCUUCAGCACUACAAUCGUCCCUGUUAAUUUUGAUCGCCAGUUCAAAGCCAGCAUCAACUGGGUUUGGUAUGCUUGUUGCAGUUCCUCUUUCAUUUCUCUUUCGAGCGGGAUGAGCCCAAUUCAUCUCUUACCAGGCCCGGCUUGGCCCAUUUUGCUCUACCGUUCUCAAAUUUCUCAGGUAUACCCCUCUCUCCCUCUCCCUCUCCCUCUCUCCCUCUCUAUCUCUGGGUAUUGCAGUGAUCUUCGUUUGCGGAGGAUCUUCUAGUUCACGGUCUUUCCGGCGAGAAGAUGUCAUCCAUCGGGACUGCGAAGGGUAUCUUGGAGAUUGCCAAGUUCGGCGUCUACGUGACGAUCCCCAUCGUUCUCAUGUACGCCUUCGCCAACAACUCCAAGAAUCUCCAGAAAUUCAUGGGCAAUAAAUCUUACGUGGUGUAUCCACCGGAGGGACCCAGGCCGCCUUCACCAGAAGAGCUGAGGGAGAUGGCGAGAGAGAUUGCUCGCAAGAGAAACGGCCAAUGAAACAGCUUCCCUCCGACGCGGGUCCGAGCUACUCGCCUUACUUGUCUGUAUUAUGCGAGACGCAUGCACAAAUUAAGCUUGUACGAGUUCUAAUUGCUCAGUGAAGUCACUCUCUCGUUUCCCUUUCCAA